Pelobates fuscus (common spadefoot toad) is the source of this 5300-nucleotide messenger RNA. It is a transcript of the gene OGT, whose product is annotated as O-linked N-acetylglucosamine (GlcNAc) transferase. Bases 1563 to 4226 code for a protein of 887 amino acids. Lineage: Eukaryota; Metazoa; Chordata; Amphibia; Anura; Pelobatidae. The record is from RefSeq and is a predicted model, not a curated record. Gene Ontology annotation, biological process: protein O-linked glycosylation. The transcript is spliced from 19 exons. Gene Ontology annotation, molecular function: protein binding; protein O-acetylglucosaminyltransferase activity.
GUUGCCAGUCUCAAAACACUGUCUGCAGCUCUGCUAAAGAUAGUAUUACACAUUGACUUGUUUACAGCAGUGUUUUUAAAAGAAUGAUGCUGUAAAAUGAAAAAGUUUGACCGAGGAGUCUAGUGUUGGAGUGUGCAGCCUCUCCAAACGGUGAGGAGCUGUCCAGCCAGUUACAAUAUCUAAAGGUGGUACUUAAUUCUGUCCUCUACCUAAAUGAAACCAUUCUGAUUUGGUCUUAGCCCAACAGAUCAUCUUGGCUGAUGAGCUUAAGGGGCACUGCAAACUCAACCAAAGUGUCUACUUUGGUUUAACUCCUGUGUUACCCCCAGUAAAUGUAUCUUUUCCAUGGAAGAAAGGCUGAUACACAUCACACACCUGAUUUGUAAAACUUGCUUGAUGUCUCAAGUGGACUCCAAAACUUUCCUAGAAAAGGACAGAAGCUGGUUUGUUUUAAGAAAAUGGACUGAUGGAAAGAAAGCAAUGAGAUAUAAAGGUGGCUUCUAGCAGUUAGCUCCUGUGAACCCAGAAUUUAAAAAAAAAUAAAAAAAUCUUUUCUUUCUUUCUUCUUAUUUUUUUUUUUUUUUUUUAAUUACAGUACUUACAGCUUUGCACCCGUUUGUAAAGUGUAAUUGUUUAAAAACAUUUUGUCUUGUUACAAGCCACCUUAUGCGUCUGCGCUGCUAGGGAUAAGAGUUGGGAGAAAUUAGAGGAUGGCGGUGAAUCCCCUCUGUUUCUCUAUAACUCGCGCGCAUGCACUGCAUGGAGUGUGAAAGCAGACUAGCUGUCCAUUUGUCAUGAGUCCCAACGGGAGUGGUCUGGUUUGAUUAAUAUUGGGUUGGGUUCUAAAAUUCAGAUACUGGUAUCUGAAGGGGACUAUUGAGAAAAGUACAUAGAAUCUAUUUGGGAGAUGAUGAUUUUUUUUUUUCUGCGACUGGUUCUCGUCAAGUCAUGUGGACAUCUAAUGCCUGUUACACUUCACUGCUGCUUCAGCGUCACUGGCAUAGGAUACAGUCUGCGCCCGCGUAGGAUGCUGAUUUCUUUAUUUCAGAGAUCUGGAGACAACUAGUUUGAGAGUCUUUUCUUUGGCGAGGACUUGCUGAAACAAGACAAGAACAUUAAACAAAACAUGAUAUAUUUCUUUAUAAUCAGUGCAUUUACAAUAUCAAGCCAGCUGUUUCCUUGAAAUUGAAAGCAAAAUUUACACACUAAACUAACCUUAAAGCCUUUCUUCCAGCCAUGCACUGUGCCGCCACCACCACCACCACCCCAAACCUCCUGCAUGACGAACAUAUAAUGACAGCAAGCUUGACAUGUCCUUGUCUAAAUCAUAGAGCAUAUCCAAAAACAUUUCACUUGCUUUGUUGAGAUCUUUUACUAAUGAUCUUGUUUUAUUUUCUCUCUUGUUUUUGGUUUUUUACCACUGAUAUUGUAUUUAGAAGGUUUCAGGUGGGUGAAAACUGCUAUGCCAUACGUAAGGUGCCUCGCUGAAGGGAGCCUGAGGCCUGGAUCUAGGCAGACAUGCACCUCCUCCUCUUCCAGCAAAGAACGCACCGAAAAGUCACAUGAGAAAUAUGGCUUGCUACUUGAAAGCAAUUGAAACACAACCAAAUUUUGCCGUUGCAUGGAGUAAUCUUGGAUGCGUAUUUAAUGCACAAGGAGAGAUCUGGCUAGCAAUUCAUCACUUUGAAAAGGCUGUAACACUUGAUCCAAAUUUUCUGGAUGCUUAUAUCAAUUUAGGAAAUGUUCUAAAGGAGGCUCGCAUAUUUGACAGAGCGGUAGCAGCUUAUUUACGUGCUCUUAGCCUGAGUCCAAAUCAUGCUGUGGUGCAUGGAAACUUGGCUUGUGUGUACUAUGAGCAGGGACUCAUUGAUCUUGCAAUUGACACGUACCGACGGGCUAUUGAACUGCAACCUCACUUCCCUGAUGCUUACUGUAACCUUGCCAACGCACUCAAAGAAAAAGGCAGUGUGGUUGAUGCAGAGGAAUGUUACAAUACAGCUCUAAGACUCUGCCCUACACAUGCGGAUUCUCUCAAUAAUCUGGCAAACAUCAAGCGGGAACAAGGAAACAUAGAGGAAGCAGUACGUCUGUAUCGGAAAGCCCUGGAGGUUUUCCCAGAGUUUGCUGCUGCUCAUUCAAACUUGGCCAGUGUUCUGCAACAACAAGGGAAGCUUCAAGAGGCUCUGAUGCACUACAAAGAGGCUAUACGAAUCAGUCCCACAUUUGCUGAUGCUUAUUCCAACAUGGGCAACACACUGAAGGAGAUGCAAGACGUCCAAGGUGCACUGCAGUGCUACACCAGAGCAAUUCAAAUUAAUCCAGCUUUUGCUGAUGCUCAUAGUAAUCUUGCUUCCAUUCACAAGGACUCAGGAAACAUCCCUGAAGCUAUCGCUUCAUACAGGACAGCUCUGAAACUGAAACCUGAUUUCCCUGAUGCUUACUGCAACUUGGCUCAUUGCCUCCAGAUUGUAUGUGAUUGGACGGAUUAUGAUGAACGAAUGAAGAAACUGGUCAGCAUUGUGGCCGACCAAUUAGAUAAGAAUAGGCUGCCCUCAGUGCACCCACACCACAGUAUGCUGUACCCACUGUCUCAUGCUUUCCGGAAAGCAAUUGCUGAAAGACAUGGAAACUUGUGUCUAGACAAGAUUAACGUUCUUCACAAACCACCAUAUGAACAUCCGAAGGACUUAAAAGUCAGCGACGGCCGACUAAGAGUGGGUUAUGUGAGUUCAGACUUUGGAAAUCAUCCCACGUCACAUCUCAUGCAGUCAAUACCUGGAAUGCACAAUUCAGAUAAAUUUGAGGUUUUCUGUUAUGCACUGAGCCCUGACGAUGGAACCAAUUUCCGUGUGAAAGUAAUGGCAGAAGCAAAGCAUUUUGUUGACUUGUCCCAGAUUCCUUGUAAUGGAAAAGCAGCAGAUCGUAUCCACCAAGAUGGAGUCCACAUCCUAGUUAACAUGAAUGGCUACACCAAAGGGGCCAGGAAUGAAUUAUUUGCUCUCAGAGCAGCACCUAUUCAGGCUAUGUGGCUGGGAUAUCCUGGAACAAGUGGUGCGCCAUUUAUGGACUACAUUAUAACUGACAAAGAGACUUCACCCAUUGAGGUUGCUGAACAAUAUUCUGAGAAAAUGGCUUACAUGCCCAAUACGUUUUUUAUUGGGGACCACGCGAACAUGUUCCCUCAUUUAAAGAAAAAAGCGGUGAUAGACUUCAAGUCCAAUGGUCAUAUUUACGACAAUAGAAUAGUACUCAAUGGAAUUGACUUGAAAGCUUUUCUAGAAACCUUGCCUGAUGUGAAAAUCGUUAAGAUGAAGGGGCCAGAUAAUACAGAUGACAGCAACUCUGCACUUAACAUGCCUGUCAUUCCCAUGAAUACCAUAGCAGAGGCAGUCAUUGAAAUGAUAAACAGAGGACAAAUUCAGAUUACGAUUAAUGGAUUCAACAUAAGCAAUGGAUUGGCUACGACACAGAUAAACAACAAAGCUGCGACAGGAGAAGAAGUUCCUCGUACUAUAAUAGUUACAACACGCUCACAGUAUGGGCUUCCGGAGGAUGCUGUUGUAUAUUGCAACUUCAAUCAGCUUUACAAGAUUGACCCUCCCACGUUACAAAUGUGGGCAAAUAUUCUGAAGCGUGUUCCCAAUAGCGUCUUGUGGCUUCUCCGAUUCCCUGCAGUAGGAGAGCCAAAUAUUCAACAGUAUGCCCAGAAUAUGGGACUUCCACAGUCCAGGAUCAUUUUCUCUCCUGUUGCUCCUAAAGAGGAGCAUGUCCGUAGAGGACAGUUAGCUGAUGUUUGUUUAGAUACGCCUCUAUGUAAUGGGCACACCACUGGCAUGGAUGUGCUCUGGGCAGGAACGCCCAUGGUCACUAUGCCAGGUAAGGAACCACCGGAAAGCUUAGUUGUGCUCAACAAAGGUUGUUCUUCAGGAGAUACACUUGCAUCUCGAGUUGCUGCUUCACAGCUCACUUGCCUUGGUUGUCCAGAGUUAAUUGCUAAAAGCAGACAAGACUACGAGGAUAUAGCUGUGAAAUUGGGCACAGACUUGGAAUUCCUAAAAAAGAUCCGUGCUAAAGUGUGGAAGCAAAGAAUAUCCAGCCCUCUCUUCAAUACUAAGCAGUACACAAUGGAUUUGGAGCGAUUAUAUCUGCAAAUGUGGGAGCAUUAUGCUGCUGGAAAUAAACUGGACCAUCUCCUCAAGCCAAUUGAAAAUACAGAGUCUGCUUAACUUUCUGUUUUAUGAUGUAACCUUGGAGAUUGUUUGAAACACAAUACCAGAGGACUGGAAUGCACAGUCGGGCCUGCCAAUCUGUGCCACAGAAGGAAAAGAUUUGAAUAUCUGUUGAUAUUUAGACAUUUUAUUUGCUCUCUCUAAAUUUGUGUUCCUCUUGGUAAACCUACAGGGAAUCUUUCAAAUUGCCAUCCAGUUUAGACAUCAUGGGCAGACAUUUUUUUUUUUAUGCCAAUUUUAGUCUUGUCUUGCAGUAUACAUAUUUGAAAUUUCAGGCUUUUAAACAUACACAUUCAUGUUUGUGUCUGCUAGCUGAUUCCUUUAUUCACAGCUUGAAUCUUAGCUAACCGUGCUUAUUUGAAAGAUUAAAAAGAAAAAAAAUAAUCACACGGCAUCAUUAAUGGUGUUCUAGUCCUUUUAUAGGUUUUAUAAACCACUUGUAGCCUUUUUAUGUCUGGCGUCUGUUUACAAGCAGCUCUGUAUGUAUGCUUUUGGUAUAGAUGAUGAAAAGUCUUUGAGGGAAAAAUGUGUUUGUUUUUUUUUGCAAAUAUUUUAUUUAAAUUUUCUAAGUCAACCCAUCUUCAAACAAAUAUCCUGUUUCCAAAAAACAAACUCAAAUAUACAUGCUACAAAUAUACGUUUAGCAACAGUCAGACCUGUGCAAACAGCAAAGUGUUUAGUGGUUCAUGUGUUUGAGGAGCUAAGGCAGGCUUGUGUGUAUGUGUAGUAGUAGAUUCAAGUGUUUCAUUUAUAAAUUGUCAUUUAAAAAAAAAAAAAAUGUUCAGAGGAAGCAUAUACUUUUGUGUGUGUGUGUGGUUUGUUUUUUGUUUAGUUUUUUUGUUUGUUUUUUCCCUCCUGUGGAUGCUUCAUGCAUUUGAGUGAAAAAUGAGCAUGUGCUUGAACAGGUUAGUUAUAAUUAAAUAAUGCACCUGCACAUUGCAUUGCCUGUUGAUUUAAUAAACCUUAUGUUGACUUUGUAGGUUUUUUUUUUUUUCUGUUCAUAAUUGUUUUCUUUCAAAUGUAUGAAUUUUAUUUUUUUUGUUCAGUAAAAUUUUCAGGUGGAAUAUAUAA